This is a messenger RNA of Macrosiphum euphorbiae (potato aphid), 228 nucleotides long. Lineage: Eukaryota; Metazoa; Arthropoda; Insecta; Hemiptera; Aphididae. The record is from the annotation of a GenBank genome assembly.
AUGGUAACAACACUAGUCACUACCAUGUACUAUGGUGUGGGUAUGAACACGGACAGUCCGUGUGUUCACACGGUAACUAAAAUUGGCACGGUAAAUACUGUGGUGGAGGGAGCUAUGAGAUUCCGUUGGACCAUAGAACAAUGGUUGGACGGAGCAGCAGCCGCACAGUGCACACCAAGCCUAAGGCCGGCGGGCUUAGCUUUACACACAGUUUAUCACGUAAUCUAG